Molecule: messenger RNA, 855 nt
Organism: Eublepharis macularius
Lineage: Eukaryota; Metazoa; Chordata; Lepidosauria; Squamata; Eublepharidae
Product: putative methyltransferase-like protein 7A
Exons: 2
Coding region: 16-756 (246 amino acids)
Molecular function (GO): S-adenosylmethionine-dependent methyltransferase activity
Source: RefSeq, a predicted model, not a curated record
UACGUCUGAUUAAGAAUGGCAGAAGUUAUGGUUUUGUUUCUCAUACUCUGCCUCCAGUUGCUCGCCCUGCCGGUGUAUGUGCUAUCCUACUUGGGACUAUGGGAGCCCUUCUGCAAAAAGUUUUUCUUUCCUUUUUUCUUGGAGAAGAUUACUGUCAUCUACAAUUGGAGAAUGUCAAGACAGAAACAGGACUUGUUCCGUAACAUGAUGGAAUUUGCAGAUCGUUCAGGGAAACUGACCGUGCUGGAGAUAGGCUGUGGGGCCGGCUCCAACUUCCAGUUCUUUCCGCCCAAUUGCAAAUUCAUCUGUACAGACCCUAACCCCCACUUUCGGCAGAGUCUAACUAAAAGCAUGGCCCAGAAUCAGCAUCUCCAAUUCGACCAGUUCAUUGUGGCCUCAGGAGAGGACUUGAGUCAGGUAGCCGAUGCCUCUGUGGAUGUUGUCGUUUCUACUGUGGUCCUGUGCAGUGUGAAGAACGUAGAAGGUGUUUUGAAAGAAGUCUGCAGAGUGCUCAAGUCGGGUGGAGCUUAUAUUUUCCUGGAACAUGUCGCUGCUGAUCGUUCAAGCUGGACCUACCUCUGGCAGCAAGUCUGGUCUCCAACAUGGAAACUUAUAUUUGAUGGCUGCUCGCCAAUGAGAGAGACCUGGGUUGCGAUUGAAAAGGAAAACUUCUCUGAAAUAAAGCUUCGGCACAUACAAGCCCCUUUGUGCCAGACACUCGUUCAACCACAUAUACUUGGUUAUGCUGUGAAAUAACUCUCAGUGUAAAAACAAUUCUUUAUGUCCGGAUCUCAUAUAAUGUGCAGUUUCUUAACCAGAGUUACGCCAUGUUUAAUCUGUAGUUGUUUAGCCUUU